Messenger RNA from Aspergillus neoniger CBS 115656, 2160 nucleotides. RefSeq names its product aspartate--tRNA ligase MSD1. The coding region runs from base 88 to 2118 and encodes 676 amino acids. Lineage: Eukaryota; Fungi; Ascomycota; Eurotiomycetes; Eurotiales; Aspergillaceae. The record is from RefSeq and is a predicted model, not a curated record. Gene Ontology annotation, molecular function: aspartate-tRNA ligase activity; ATP binding. Gene Ontology annotation, cellular component: mitochondrion; cytoplasm. The transcript is spliced from 3 exons. Gene Ontology annotation, biological process: aspartyl-tRNA aminoacylation.
UGUAUCCCCGCCCCAGGACGGUUGGAGAUUUUGUGCCUGUCCUCUUCUGCGCCCUUUGUUAUCUUAAGUGCUGGCUUGCGCAGCAAGAUGUAUCUCGCCAGGGCGGUCCGAUGCCCCCCUCACCUCCGCGCGACCUACGUGGAGAUCUCCAACUACUUCCGCGGCAGGCAAGUUGGUCGCCUUCCAGCAUUGCAAGCUCACAGCUCCCCUGUGCGAUCAUUCCAUGAAUUCAGCGAAAAGCACCGCUCCAAUGUGACCUCGUCGGAGUUCUUAGAUAAGUUCAAGCAGUCGAUGGAAUUCCCCCAAACGCCCUUGGACAUCGACACUCUGUAUUCUCAUGAUCAUGAAGGCCAAUCCGUACUCCUCCAUGGCUACCUGGACAAGCGCGAUGACAUGGGGAAAGAGCUCUCGUUCGCCCGCUUCUACGAUCACACAAUGGGUCGUACCAUACAGCUUCUCUCAAACUCACAAAGCAAUACUCUGCCUCAGCUCAAGAAGAUUAGCCGGGGUAGUCCAGUGGUUGUUCGAGGGACAGUUAAGCGGAGGGUUACAAAGACUGCCGAAGAGGAGCGCACCGAUUACUUGGAGAUCGCGCUGGAAUCUAUUCAACCCCUAAACGAGUUUCCCCGUGAGAUUGUGCUAUUUGGAAAGAACAUCGUUCAUCCCCCUAAGCAUCGCCACCUUCAGCUGCGAAGCGAUAAAGAGCUGCGUGAUGCUCUCCGGUUCCGUGCGCAAGCGCGCAAUGUCUGCCGGGAGACAUUGGAACAGCUGAAGCCAGCCUUUGUUGAGAUAGAGACACCUUUGCUGUUCAAGUCGACUCCAGAGGGUGCUCGUGAGUUCAUUGUGCCGACCAGAAAGAAGGGAAAAGCCUACGCUCUUCCUCAGAGUCCGCAGCAAUACAAGCAGAUUCUUAUGGCCAGUGGAAUCCCGAGAUACUUCCAGUUCGCGCGCUGCUUCCGUGACGAAGACCUCCGCGCCGAUAGACAGCCGGAGUUUACCCAGCUGGAUCUGGAAAUGGCAUUCGCUGCUGGACAAGAUGUCAUGGCCGUUGUUGAGGAACUUAUCCGGGGUCUGUGGGGGAACAUGAUGCCUAAACCAGUCCCUUCAGGCCCAUUCCGUCGCAUGACCUACCAGGAGGCAAUGACUCGGUAUGGCUCGGACAAGCCGGACACCCGGCAUAGAAUGGAGAUUCAUCGUGUCGAGCACCUCCUACCUGCCGACCUUGUGUCGAAGAUCACUCCCCUGACCGAUCCGAUUGUUGAAGCAUUUAAGAUGGAUACCGUCGAGCAGCUACCGUCGGCAACUCGCGAAUUUGUUUCACGUUUCUUCGACUCCACCGAGGGCGAGCCAUUCAACAAAAAUCCCGAUGGUGCACCAGGAAUCUUCAUCUACGACGAAGGACAGCCUUUAAAGGGCCUGGGACCUCUCGGAUUCGAAGCAGCCGAAAAGGUCCAAGAGAUGCUUGAUCUCAGUCACGGCGAUCUGCUCAUUCUUCAAGCUCGCCCACAGGCCCCCUUUGCAGGCGGCGCAACCCAACUUGGCAGCAUCCGUCGCGCCAUGGCCGCCGCCUCCAUCGCUGAGGAUCUCAGAGAGGCGCCCCCUGGCUUCGAAUUCCUCUGGAUAGUCGAUUUCCCUCUUUUCAGCCCUACGGAUGCCUCCGAACCCGGGCAAGGCGGUACUGCCGGCCUCUCCGCCACCCACCACCCCUUCACGGCCCCGAAGACCUCGUCGGACGUUGAUCUCCUUAGCAAGGACCCGACUAAGGCCCUCGCAGACCACUACGACCUCGUUGUCAACGGCGUCGAACUCGGCGGCGGCAGUCGCCGUAUCCAUUGCGCCCUAACCCAGAACUACAUCUUCAAGGAAAUCCUCAAGAUGCCGAAGGAGCGCAUCGACGAGUUCCAGCAUCUUCUUAAUGCCUUAUGGGCGGGAUGUCCCCCGCACGCUGGGUUCGCGCUAGGCUUUGAUCGCCUCAUUACUGUCAUGUUAGGCAAGGAGUCGGUUAGGGAUGUCAUUGCAUUCCCGAAGAUCGGGAAGAAGGGUGAGGAUGCGAUGGUGAAGGCGCCUGGUAAGAUUAGUGAGGAGGUGGCGAGGUUGUAUAAUAUCAAGUUGAAGUGAUGAUGUGGCAAUGUAUUGGGUGUAUGUAUUGUAUAGAUAACU